Messenger RNA from Mobula hypostoma (lesser devil ray), 4382 nucleotides. RefSeq names its product bcl-2 homologous antagonist/killer-like. Gene Ontology annotation, molecular function: protein heterodimerization activity; protein homodimerization activity. The transcript has 7 exons. NCBI's taxonomy places the organism in Eukaryota, Metazoa, Chordata, Chondrichthyes, Myliobatiformes, Myliobatidae. Gene Ontology annotation, cellular component: mitochondrial outer membrane. The coding region runs from base 182 to 823 and encodes 213 amino acids. The record is from RefSeq and is a predicted model, not a curated record. Gene Ontology annotation, biological process: intrinsic apoptotic signaling pathway in response to DNA damage; regulation of apoptotic process; extrinsic apoptotic signaling pathway in absence of ligand.
CGGUAACCAGUGAGCGCCGUGGGGCUGGUUUCCACGGCUCCUCCCUCUGAAGCCAGGAGGUGACGUCGCUGUUUGCUCAGGUGCAUUGGGUCGAGUCGAGGGGAGAUCGCGGAGCGAGUGGGUUGGAGUGACGCUGCUGGCGGCCGUCGCUAUCCCGACUGCAGAAGGGAACUGCAACAUCAUGGCAUCUGGAAGGAAUAGUGAGCCAUGCAGGUCAUGUUCAUCAUAUGAAAAAAAGACCAAUGAGAUUGAUACAGAGCAGAAUCAGGAGGAAGAAAUAGAGCACAUUUUUCAGAAUAAUGUCUGCUGCCAACAUCAUAAUGAGGUAGAAGAGGAUCUGAGCAAUGGUGUGACAACGCCUGGGACAUCAGAUGUGGACGAGUGGCAGACACAUUCCAGUUCCUCUGUGGAAAUAGGGCGUCAGCUGGCAAUUAUUGGAGAUGAGCUCAAUAACCAAAAGAACGGAGAAUCUCGAGAUGUGCAAGUCUACUUUCCCUUUGCAUUUGGGCUUGAGUCGUUCCGCAGAGUUGCUGAAAGAUUAUUUGAUAAUGAAAUAAACUGGUGGCGCACCAUCACCCUGCUAAGCUUUGGAUACAAGAGUUUGAAAUAUGUCUGUCGGGGAGGAAUCAUGGAAUAUUUUGGCAGAGUCACAGAACCCAUUGGAAAGACCAUAGCAAAGAAUCAAAUUACUCAAUGGAUUGCAGAGCAAGGAGGCUGGACCACUGCCCUUUCCAUUGAGCAUGUCAUCUUGAAAUGGCUGUUUGGAAUCUUUGUGAUUGCUAUGCUGGGUGUGGCAAUCGUGUGCAAGGUUUACAAAUCGUAAACCAAGUGCUGUGCUGGAUCGUCAAAGCUGGUCUUGGCCAAGCAGCAUAUUUGCUAACUUCACCCAGGUGGUGGAGGUCCUUUUUUAUUGUCAAAUUUUGAAAAAUGGAAAUAAUGUUUUUGAAUUUUUCUUUAGUUAUUUAAGAUUUUGGGAAAAGUGCUGGGCCACACUUACAUUUUUCUAAAAAUAUAAUAUUACGAAAUCAAAUGUAUGACUGUUACUGGUAACUGUCUACAUUGCUUGAAAUGGGUGUUUGUGGUAGUUUUUCACAUUGAUUUCAAAGUUACAGCCAUGAUCAUGGUCAUGCCAUUGCAUUAGAUGUUAUCUAUCUAAAAACACUAAAAUACAUCUUUGAAUUGAUGUCCAUUUCAAGAUAGAACCUUAUUAUGGACAAGGGUAUCAUUUGCCUUUGGUAAACAAUGCUUUGCCUUUAUUUGUGUAGUAGUAUUAAUAUACUGUAUACAAAUAUUAUUUCAAUGUUAACACAUUUACCUGAUGAGAAUGUGAUAAUUAGGCUGUUGAGAAGAUGGUAGAAUGGUGUGAUUGAACUUUUGUCUUCCUGUUAAUUAAGAUGAAUGGUAGUUCUUAGCCUGCAGAAGGGUCCUAAGGCACGUUUAUAUGUAAAUAUAACCCCAGGUUAUACUGAGUGCUGGGUCACUAGAAAAAUCUGAGGCACAUUUGAGUGCAGAAAGAGUUUUAUUCUUGUAAUGGCUUUGUAGUUUUUUUUUGGUGAGGCAGGAGCAUCAGAUGUUCUUGCUAACCUAUCUGAGUUUCUUUAGCAUGAGUGCUCAGGAUCCUCUCCUUGAGCCUCUCCAGUGGUCACCUUCCAUCCUAAAUCCUUCUUUCAUCCACUGUCCACAAAUCUGAGUCACAGCAUUAUCAUGGACCUUACCAGUGGGUGUGUUUUUUUUAAAGUGGUAUUUUUCCAGAAUGAGGCGGUAUUGUAAUCUAUUAACUCAUCUGCUGACUGAGCCCCAUUCUGAGCAGUCACUUUGUUGUGAUACAUAAAAGGAUUGCACACUUGUAUUAUGUGACAUUUCUUAAGCCACCAUCGUCAUCAAUCACACUGCUCUGCUCUCUAACACAUCUCCAUUUUCACCCUCCCAUGUUGUUUCAUGCAAUCAGAAUAAAUGAGCAAAGCUAUCAGAUACAUCUAGAGGAGAAAACAUUUUGAUAUAAGCUGCAUUUCAUCCAUUACUCUUCUUAAUCUUAAAAUCUAGUUUUUUUAAAGCUCUGAUACCAUUUCCUAAUCUUUUUCUUCAUUUUUAUCUCACUGUUGUCAGCUUCUGGUACCCUAUAUGAUGAAUAUUUGUGCCUGUUUGCAGUAAGGAAGAAGUUGAUGGUGAUCGCUAAAUUUGAUUAAAGUGCCUCGAUCAGUAUGUGCUAUCUUGUCGAAUGGAUAAAAUUCCUUGUUAUUUUAAGUUAACGUUUGAUAUUCAAAGUGUAAUUUGAUUUAUUUAUGCCACCCUGCCUCUCACAAAUGUAUUUAUAGAAACCUUGCGUGUAAAUACAUAUUUUGUGUACAGAAGCUUGGUUUCUGUUUAAACUUUCUAAUAGUUUUGCAUUGGCUAUUCAUUUCAAAAUUUCGAUGUUCAUAGUUUUUUUUAAAAUGAAAACUCCUGAGUGAACUUAAGAAAUUUCUGACUGUUAUAUUAUUAUUUUCCCACAAUAUGCAAACUUGGAACCAAAAGUUUCCAAGUUCCCAAAACAUAAAUGAGACAUUAUUCGAUCUCAUUCGUCUGGAGCGAUUACCACCAGCUUGUUUUUACUGAAACAAUGGCAGGAGAUCUGGUAUGCACACGACACCAAAAUGGAAAAGAGUAAUGGAAAUUACCAAAAUCAGGGGGUGAUAGUAGCAUCUUUGUGUCUUAAGAUUGCAAACCAUGAUUUAUCUUCAAUUAGCCUAAUAUGACUUGUAUAUCAAACAAACAACUGAAUCCUCUCUCAGCACAUAAUAUAGUCAACAUUCUUUUAAAUUAAUGCAGUGCCAUUACAUCAUUUGGUGAUUGUGUCAUUUGUUGCUGAUUUUAGAAAAUGUUCACCAAGGGCAGCCUGAUGUACUUUGUUCAUUGACUUUACCUACACCUUUAUCAUAGCUAUUACUUUCAAUGUAAUCUGCUUCAAAUCAUCUGCUAACCACAAUGCAGCACAUAGCUUAGUACACACUAUACAAGGUCUUUAAAAAAAAUCAGGACAAGGGUAUCAGGUGAAGCCUAAUCCUAUUCCGAUCAGUUUUUUAAUGAUAAACAUUAUUGUCUUGAUUUAAGUAAAAUGAGCGCUCUAGAUCUCCUCAGUUGGCCAUCACUUGCAGGGAAGAUACCUCACAUAACACUUAAAAAUUAAAGAACAUUGCAAAUUAUAUUCCUUCAUAAAUUUUAUUCAUGAUUCUUUGAAUAUUGAAAUUAACAUUUUUUUUUCCUUGACAAAAACUGCUGGAAGUUGGAGACUUGAGAAAUCAUUGAAAAUUACUUUUACAAUUAUAUCAUUCAGCUAGUUCGAGUUAAACAGAUCAAAUCUGUUUAACUCAAACUUGUGGGACAUGAGAUACCAGAAGAAACUUAUUCCAGGAUUUACAUAUUAUCUUGCUGUGACCAUCAGGAAUUAAAUUGAAUGCAGAUAUAUGUGCACCGAUCUAUUCAUAUGUUCCAUAGCUUCAUUGUUAUCUUCCUUGUAUUGUGAUUGUGGCUAUUUGCUGUCCUCAGUGCAAUGUAUUUCCGUUUUUCCAUGUACUUCAGUGGAUUUACAAGAAUAUCCUUUGGAUUGUACCUGAGCUCACACUGCAUAACAACUGAAAUAAUUUCUAAAUUACAAUCUUAUGUACUUUGCAUCUUGUUGUGUUACCUGUAUAUUCAACUGUGUUACUCUGCUGGAUCAGCACUGUUACUUCCUUCUGACUCGCGACAUAUGCAGUUACAACAUAUGCAUGGAUUUUAAUGUCCUUCGAUUUAUUGCCCUUAAAGGAAUAUGUAGUGUCUGUAAUGAGAGGGAAGUAGGGCAGGCCUUAAAGUAUUGCUACAAGUAAUAUGGAUUCAAAACCAUUAAUUUUCUCAAUAGGCAGAAUCUUCUGUAAUUGAAUGACCAUUUUCAUCAAAAAUGUUUAUACAUUUGCAGGCAUGAUUGCAUUGUAUUGGAAUGUAUUUGUGUUUUGAUAAUAUGCAGUGUCAUCUCGAUGUAGAUUAUAGGCUGCCACAGUUGCCACCAUUUGCAACAUUGCAUUCCUUUACAUAUUUUAUUCAUGAUUGUUUAAAUGCUGAAGUAAACAUUUUCUUCCUUGAUGCAAACUGCUGAAAAUUGUGAACUGAAGUUUUGAGAAAUUACUGGAAUGCUAACCAGAAUGCACUUGGCUGAAUAAAAGGAAAAUAAAUAUAAAUUCCGUAUGGUUUCUUAAACAAUAACUAGAGGAUUGAAUUCACAAGUGAUAGAUAUUUUAAUAUUAUUUUAGGAGGUGAAAUUCUUUUUCUAUGUGGAAAGUGCUUCAAUACGUCGCAUCACACUUGCUUAUUGAAUUGGUGGUAAACACCUCAAUUAGACCAAAUCUUAAGUUCUUUUUAAAAAAACA